Messenger RNA from Hirsutella rhossiliensis, 2238 nucleotides. Its product is annotated as putative histidine kinase group protein. Bases 1 to 2238 code for a protein of 745 amino acids. Lineage: Eukaryota; Fungi; Ascomycota; Sordariomycetes; Hypocreales; Ophiocordycipitaceae. The transcript has a single exon. The record is from RefSeq and is a predicted model, not a curated record.
AUGUCGGGCCCUACUCGCCAAACGCCCGACGGCCAGCAGCCGGGCCAAGGCAUCUACGACAUGGAGCUGCCCCUGAACCCCGACAGCCUUCGGCGCAACGCGCGCGCGCACGGGUUCAGCGACCAAGAGGCCGACGUCUUGGCGCAGCUGGCGCUGCAGAAGCUGCGCGAGGCCAUGGCCAGCAGCAGGGAGGGCGAGCCCGUGACGGCGCUGCAGAUUGUCGAGGCCAUCAAGCAGCACGCCGCAGAGGAGGCCGAGCGGGAGCGGGAGCGAGAGCGGCAGGCUGUGCAGCGCGAGGUGGACCUCUUUGACGCCAUGUGCGAGCAGGAGCUCGGGGGGGGCCUCGAGCGCGAGGACGGCGAUUUCAAGGGCAAGGGCAAGCAAACAUGCCCCGGAGCCGUUCAAGACGACUCAGCCGGCCCGAGCAGCAAGCGGUGCAAGUUCACGGAUGGCGGGCUGGAGGAAUACUUUGGCCCAGGCGAGGAUGCCUACGCCCUCUCUACCAACCAGGCCGAUGCCAGCUUCAGCCUCAAGCAUCACGGGAUGGAUCUCAUCACCGCCCUCUGCCAGCGAGUCGAGCUCGCCGUCGAACUGGCCAAGCACCUCGGGCCCGAGGACCUUCUCAAGCUCUACAGCAUGAGCCGGGCCUUUCACGACUCCCUCGACGGCCACCUGCUGUCGUCGAUCCGUCAGAUCCUUGCCCACAGGGCAGCCGAGGCCGGCAAGAUCUUCCAGUUCAAGCUCUACCGCCGCCUCCUCGUGCCCGACCCGGCCGGCCGCACCUGGGAAGAGCAGCUCGGCACGCAGUCACCCGGCAGUCCGAGCGGCCGCAGCAACAAGCGCGAGGUGCGUUCCGUGCCCGGGCUCAGGUAUCUGCAGCUCGUCCUGGUGCGGGACCGCUGCUGCAGGGACAUACUCGCCGUCUUGGCCCGGCACGGCCACCGCAUGCCGCCGGGCAUGUACAAGACGCUGCUGCGCAUGUGGCUCCUCAUGGACGUGUCGACGUCGCACCAGCGAAGGGCGCUGCUGCGCAACCAGGAGCUGUGGACCGACGUGGACCUCUACAACGCCCAGCUUUUCAUCGUCAAGCUCGGCAUGCACUUCAACGACCCCAUCUACGGCCCGCUCACCUUCGACAUCCCGAGCCUCAUCCUCGGCCAAAAGGGGCUCUACUUUCUGUGGCAGGUCCUGAUGCGUAAAAGGUUCACCACGCCCGAAGAUAUCCUCGACGCCAAGGUCCGCUACGACUUUGAAAUCCCGCAGGACGGCGGCGGACACGAUUUCUUCGACCUGAAGGUCUACGGCGUUCCCUUUUGCGAGGUCGGCAUCGGGCACAUGGAGGGCUGGGGCAGGGGCCGCCGCCACCUGAUGCGCCCCGACGAGCUCGUCCCCUACGAGGCCGUCGUCCGGGGCCUGGAGCUGGACGAGCACCUCAUGCACAUGAUGACCUGGGGGUACUUUGACUGGCACACGGGCGAGAACCUGGUCCCCACCGAGGAUGAGAUGUACAUCUCGGACGAGGAGCGCGUCCUCGCCCACAUGGACACGAGCCACCUGUGGCAGAGAAAGCACGCCUUGAAGAAGCGCUGGGACACGCUCACCCCAGAGCAGCAGCGCAAGAUCAGAGCCGACGACGAGGACGACGCCCUCCGCGCACUGGCCUGGGCCUCGGACCCACCCAGCGACACCGACGCCGAAGGCGAGGACAAGCCGCCCACGCUCGACGACGAGAUCACCCGCGGCUUCAUCAUCCCCCCACAGAAACCCCGCGUCUCAGGCCCCCCCAAGCCCCCUUCCUUUGCAGGCACGAUGGCGGCCUGGGCCGAGCUCGGCACCCAGGUCCUGCUGAGCCUCCCCGUCGAGCUUCAGGGCGACCAGCUCUUGCGUGCAGAGGCGAUGCACAACUACCGAGCCCCCAGCGAGGAGCCGGCCGCCGCCUGGGACUGGGAGGCUUGGCUGGAGCAGGAGGGGCAAGGCUGCGAGGUGGAUGCGGCCGAGGCGUUGGACGACGGCGACAUGUCAUCGUCGGGCGAGACGGAGGAGGAUGCGUACAUGGCGGGAGACGAGGACGACUUUGACUCGGGGAGCGAGCGGGACGAAAACGACGACGACGUUGACGACGCUGGACAGCACGAGGUCGAGGGCAUUUGGAAUGAAGCGGAUCUCGAGAAGUACAUCGAGGACUUCUUCGACCAAGUGGUGAUUGAGGACAGUGUUGAUCAGGGGCACUGCGGCUGA